CGUUGGAAUAUGUUAUAGACAACAUGCGCAGAUAAUGGACGUAAAAAACUACUGAGCACACCGGCUGUCAGUGUCAUCAUCCAAAAUGGCAGCCACCGUAGGAAGACUGCUAAAGACCUCUGCAAGACUCGCAGCGGGAGGACUCUCCAGAACGGCCAACUGCACUGCCCUUCAAAGAGGCGGUUUCUCCACCAGCACAGCCAGAUUUGCUGCCGCGGUCACUCAUCCGGCACCGGCCUUUAAAGGCACCGCCGUCCACAAUGGAGAAUUCAAGGAGAUGAGCCUGGAUGACUUCAAGGGCAAAUACCUUGUCCUCUUCUUCUACCCACUGGAUUUCACCUUUGUAUGCCCGACUGAGAUCAUUGCGUUCAGUGACAAAGCGAACGAGUUCCACGAUGUCAACUGUGAAGUUGUGGGCGUCUCUGUGGACUCUCACUUCUCCCACCUGGCGUGGAUGAACACUCCACGCAAGGCUGGGGGGUUGGGUCACCUCCACAUCCCUCUUCUUGCUGAUCUGACCAAGCAGAUUUCCCGGGAUUACGGCGUCCUGCUGGAGGGUCCCGGUAUCGCACUAAGGGGCCUGUUCCUCAUCGACCCCCAGGGCGUGGUGAAGCACAUGAGCGUGAACGACCUGCCCGUGGGCCGCUCUGUCGAGGAGACCCUCCGUCUGGUCAAGGCCUUCCAGUUCGUGGAGACCCACGGAGAAGUCUGCCCCGCCAGCUGGACUCCAGAGUCCCCAACGAUCAAGCCAACCCCUGAAGGGUCAAAGGAGUACUUUGAGAAAGUCAACUAAAUAAAUGUGUCAAAAGCUUACUAAAUUGGCAUAUCGUCCACAUCAACAAAAACCAUAAUGUACCCUAUCAUAGAUCAAGUGUCAUUUGUCCUUAUUUCAUGCUCAGUUCAGUAAUAAAUAUUUCAGUGUAAUUUA
This is a messenger RNA of Gadus morhua (Atlantic cod), 928 nucleotides long. It is a transcript of the gene prdx3, whose product is annotated as peroxiredoxin 3. The transcript is spliced from 7 exons. Bases 86 to 793 code for a protein of 235 amino acids. Gene Ontology annotation, molecular function: thioredoxin peroxidase activity. The record is from RefSeq and is a predicted model, not a curated record. Gene Ontology annotation, biological process: response to oxidative stress; cell redox homeostasis; hydrogen peroxide catabolic process. Gene Ontology annotation, cellular component: mitochondrion; cytosol. Lineage: Eukaryota; Metazoa; Chordata; Actinopteri; Gadiformes; Gadidae.